This is a messenger RNA of Fusarium venenatum, 1476 nucleotides long. RefSeq lists its product as uncharacterized. The record is from RefSeq and is a predicted model, not a curated record. Lineage: Eukaryota; Fungi; Ascomycota; Sordariomycetes; Hypocreales; Nectriaceae.
AUGCUGCGUGCUUCACUAGCGAGAUGCAAGACUUCUAGUCCUGCCAGUCUAGGUCUAAAGCGACAUAUGGCCGUUGCUGCAGCUGCAGCCAAGAAAGAAGGUGACAUCUCCGACGCAUUCACUUCUCUCUCCGGUGCUCAAAGAGAACCUCUUCCAGAUCGCUUUCGCUUGAGAAAACUUGAUCUUGUAAGAGGUCGAGAAGACCAGAUUGAGAAAAGUUGGAAGUCGUUGCUGCGUGAACUUCGCAGGGAGAAUGAUGUCGUUGCCAGCAAGGGCCCGAGUGUCAUUCCACAGAUCAAGUACGACGAGUUCGAACGGAGUGCUGAAGGUCUGAAAGAAGAGAUUAGAAAAAGAGGUGUUGUCGUCGUCAAAGGUGUUGUUCCUGAGGAUGAGGCUAGGGCUUGGAAGGGUGAAGUUGAGGAUUAUGUUCGCAAGAACCCUUCUACAAGAGCAUUCCCCCCUCACGAUCCUCAAGUCUACGAACUUUACUGGUCCGCCCCUCAACUCAAAGCCCGUUCCCAUCCCAACUUCCUCCACGUCCAACAACGUCUCAUGUCCCUCCUCUGGCACUGCUCCAACCCCUCCACUCCCAUCUCCCUCUCCCAACCCUUCAGUUAUGCCGACAGACUCCGCAUCCGCCAACCAGGUGACGCCUCAUUCGCUCUCGGUCCACACAUCGACGGUGGGAGUGUGGAGCGAUGGGAAGAAGAAGGAUACGGCCGCGGAGGUGUGUACGAUGCUGUAUUAGCUGGCAAAUGGAACGAGUAUGAUCCAUGGGAUGCGAGCGGCCGAGUGCACGCUGUGAACAACCUCUACGAGGGACUAGGUGCGUGUUCGAUGUUUAGAAUGUGGCAGGGUUGGAUGAGCAUGAGUCACACGAAGCCUGGCGAGGGGACGUUACUGGUGAACCCGCUCGUGAAGUUGUCCAUGGCAUAUGUUUUACUCCGGCCCUUCUUCCGCGCAAAGAAUAUGGCCGCGAGUGACUUUUUGGGUGUGGAUAAUUGGGAGUUUAUGGGAGGGGAGAUGGAUAGUGAGUUGCAGGGUGCGACGCCAGGAACAGGGCAAGAGUUGACGGAUGAGUUGCAUCCUCACUUGGAGUUGGACAAGACCAUGGUUCAUGUCCCUGAGAUACGACCUGGCGACUUUGUAGCAUGGCACUGCGACACAAUUCAUGCAGUCGACAAAGUACACAGUGGAAAAGCAGACUCAAGUGUCAUGUAUAUCCCCGUGUGUCCCAUUACGGAACUGAAUGCUGAGUACAUGGUCCGGCAGCGGGAGGCGUUUAGACGGGGCACGCCGGGUCCGGAUUUCCCGGGCGGCGCGGGGGAGUCGGGGCAUGUGGAUCGGCCUACGGAAGAUGUUCUGGUCGGAGCGGGAAAGAGGGCGUUUGGUCUUGAGGGGCUGGAGAUGAAGGGUUUGGGUAGUGAUGGGGAAAAAGAGGCGGUGGAGAGUGCUAACAGGGUCUUGGGGUUCUGA